AUGAAGGCCCAAAAUUGUGUGUUCCUUUCUGCUCUGACAAUGGCAUGCCCAUUCUUGCGAGAUGUGGUGGAUGAAGAAGCACUUGUGCUGAGGAGAGCCUUCAGGCGAGAAAGGGUCUUCAGGGACCGGUUGGACCCACUGGCCUUCCCUGAUGACCAUCUAUAUGAAAGAUACAGGUUUUCUGCAGAUGGCAUCAGGUAUCUAUGCAGACUACUGGGUCCCAGGAUUAAGCACCGCACUGCACGGAGUGUGGAGCAAAUGGUUUGUGUGGCCUUGCGCUUUUUUGCUAGUGGAGCCUUCCUGUACUCAGUGGGGGAUGCAGAACAGCUGAACAAGGCCACAAUUUGCCGCACAAUAAGGAGUGUGUGUCUGGCUAUCAAAGCAUUAGCAGAUGUCUUCAUCUCCUUCCCUGGCCACAGAAGACUCUGUGACAUCAAAGAGGAGUUCUAUAGGAUUGCAGGUUUCCCCAAUGUCAUUGGUGCAGUGGACUGCACACACAUAAGGAUAGAAGCCCCCUCAGGUGCCCAUGAGGCCGAUUUUGUGAAUAGGAAAUCCUUUCACAGCAUUAAUGUUCAGAUGGUCUGCAAUGCUGACUGUGUGAUCAGCAAUGUUGUGGCAAAAUGGCCUGGCUCAGUCCAUGACUCCAGAAUCUUUCGGGCCUCUGAAAUCUAUCAGUGCCUAUCACAAGGUGAAUUCUCUGGUGUGUUGCUGGGAGACAGGGGGUAUGGCUGCCAGCCUUUUCUCCUGACACCUUUCACAGACCCCCAGGAAGCACAGCAGGCCUACAACCAUGCCCAUGCCAGGACCAGGGCCAGAGUUGAAAUGACCUUUGGCCUCCUGAAGGCACGCUUUCACUGCCUUCACAAAUUAAGGGUCAGCCCUGUUAGGGCAUGUGAUAUUACUGUGGCUUGUGCUGUCCUCCACAAUGUGGCCUGCCUGAGGAAGGAGAGGGCCCCCAGAGUGCCACCAGCCAUGGACUGGGACAAUCCGGCAAUCUUCCCUGAUGACGACAGUGGUCGGCUGCUGAGGGACCAAUAUGUGUUGAAUUAUUUUAGUUAGUAUGUGUGCUUUCAAUUUUGGUUAAAUAUGUCCUGCGGUGGCAGAGGAAUUUGGUUUUUUUUGGGUUCCUUUUUUUACGAAUUUGGCCUCUUAUGAUGUUUGUGUGCGGUAUACUGUGUGUAAUACAAGGCUGCAGGGAGGCUACUGCAUCCAUUCAUUUGUCUGUUCAGUUGAUGUGUAUGGAUUUGUCCUGCAUUUAUUUUAGUGUGCAGACAUGCAGGGUGUGUUAUAUACAGACCUUUGAAUGUGUAUGUAUCAUUUUGUAUAAUAUGCUUUGAUUCUGUGCUUUCCAUCUUGUAGAGUCACUGUGACU
This is a messenger RNA of Onychostoma macrolepis, 1372 nucleotides long. RefSeq names its product putative nuclease HARBI1. The coding region runs from base 1 to 1059 and encodes 352 amino acids. Lineage: Eukaryota; Metazoa; Chordata; Actinopteri; Cypriniformes; Cyprinidae. The record is from RefSeq and is a predicted model, not a curated record. The transcript has 4 exons.